AUGCGGCUGGUGAGCUGGAACAUCAACGGGAUCCGGCGCUCGCCUGAGGCCCUGAAGCACCUGCUCGAUUCCCUGGGGGCCGAUGUGACCUGCCUGCAGGAGACCCGAGUCACGCGGGACCUGCUGGAAGAGCCCCUUGCCAUCGUGGAGGGCUACAGCUCCUACUUUAGCUUCAGUCGUUGUCGCAGCGGCUACUCAGGUGUGGCCACCUUCUGUAAAAAUAAUGCCACUCCAGGGGCAGCUGAAGAAGGCCUGACCAGCCUGCUGACCACUCACCAGGGCGCUGUAGGCUCCUACGGGAACACAGAGGAGUUCACUGAAGAUGAGUUGCGGUCUCUGGACAGUGAAGGCCGAGCAGUUCUCACACAGCACCAGAUACGCACUUCAGAUGGGCAAGAAAAGACCUUGACAAUCAUGAAUGUCUACUGUCCCCAUGCGGACCCCGAGAAGCCAGAACGGUUGACCUAUAAGCUGCGAUUCUACCGACUCCUGCAACUUCGAGCUGAAGCCCUCCUGCAGGCAGGCAGCCACGUGAUCAUUCUGGGUGAUGUGAACACAUCUCACCGGCCUCUGGACCACUGUGACCCUGCUGAUCUGGAGUGCUUUGAAGAGAACCCUGGGCGCCAGUGGCUCACAGAGUUCCUGUGGCAGCCUGACAGGGACAGUGGGCUAUUCGUUGACAGUUUCCGUCACUUCCACCCAACCACAGUUGGUGCCUUCACCUGCUGGUCGACUGCUACAGGGGCCCGCCUCACCAACUAUGGCACUCGGCUCGACUAUAUCCUUGGUGACAGAGCCCUAGUGCUGGAGGAGUUUGAGGACUCCUUCCUCAUGCCUGAAGUGGAGGGUUCAGACCACUGCCCCAUUGGGGCCACCUUGAGGGCUGAGCUCAUCCCUGCCCCUCGAUGUCCCCCACUCUGUACCCGGUACCUGCCAGAAUUUGCUGGGCGGCAGCAGAAACUCUCCCGGUUCCUGAUCAAACUAGACCCAAACUCCACAGAGCCUGCCUCAGCCCAGCUCCAAGAAAAGAAUGAUGGUGUUCCACUCAAGACCCAGGCCAAGAGAACCUGUGGGGACCUUGGCCAAGGUCAGCUGAGCCUCCUGAAGUUCUUCCAGGCAGGCCGUCCUCCAGAAAAAUCCCUCGUCACUGGAGCCCAGGAGCCCAAGACUGAUCCAGCCAGCCAGGAGCCCAAGGCAGUGGCACCCCCACUCCCUGAACCAAGCAGAGGCCAGGCAGCAUUUUGGAAGGCAGUUUUGAAAGGUCCCCCUCGUCCUCCCCUAUGCAAGGGCCAUGGGGAGCCCUGUGUGCUGCGGACAGUGAGGAAAGCUGGGCCCAACUUUGGCCGACAGUUCUAUGUCUGUUCACGACCUGUGGGCCACAUCAGCAACCCUGCUGCUCGUUGUGACUUCUUCCUCUGGGUCUCGGGGAAGACCCCAGUCACUCAUUGAGGGCCAUGUGAGAGAAAGAGCCUGCCUGCUGUCAGGUUGUUCCUCUUUCCUACUCCCUUGGAGAGCCCUGCCGCUGUCCAUCUAAGGAUGUAAGGUCAUGGAGGUCAGCAUCUUUUAGUGGCUGUUCGCAAAGGCCACAGGUAGGUGCCCUGGAGCAGGGGUUGUGGGACUAAGAGAGACUCAGGGCAAAGAAUGAAGCUGCUGCUAACCCAGACUGUUUAGCUUUCCCAUAAAUAAAGUUUGGA
Messenger RNA from Gracilinanus agilis (Agile Gracile Mouse Opossum), 1694 nucleotides. RefSeq names its product apurinic/apyrimidinic endodeoxyribonuclease 2 (gene APEX2). Gene Ontology annotation, cellular component: nucleus. Gene Ontology annotation, biological process: base-excision repair. Bases 1 to 1449 code for a protein of 482 amino acids. The transcript is spliced from 6 exons. Gene Ontology annotation, molecular function: zinc ion binding; phosphoric diester hydrolase activity; DNA-(apurinic or apyrimidinic site) endonuclease activity. Lineage: Eukaryota; Metazoa; Chordata; Mammalia; Didelphimorphia; Didelphidae. The record is from RefSeq and is a predicted model, not a curated record.